This is a messenger RNA of Kwoniella shivajii, 1077 nucleotides long. RefSeq lists its product as uncharacterized. The transcript is spliced from 7 exons. The record is from RefSeq and is a predicted model, not a curated record. NCBI's taxonomy places the organism in Eukaryota, Fungi, Basidiomycota, Tremellomycetes, Tremellales, Cryptococcaceae. The coding region runs from base 1 to 1077 and encodes 358 amino acids.
AUGCUUGCCUUCGACUUCAUCUCAUUCACUAGCCUUUUCCUUACUCUCCUUGGUACUUUUCAGGAUGUGCAGGCACAUCCUUACCCACUGCAAUCUCGACAAGAGAAAUCAACAGGACUAUACAUUGCAUCCAUAAGAGAUGGUUCGUGUCUUUCCAUUCCAGGUUCAACUCCAACGAUCGGAAGUAGAAUCAUCUCAUCGACAGAUUGUGAGAAUGCUGAAACUUGGCAUGUACCUAAUGGUAAUGGAUUGUUGGGUCUGGAUACAGUGGCGUUAGUGUGGGACCGAUCUGAUAAAGGUAACAUCAUCUUGAAUGAACCCAUUAAAAAUUCAACCAGCCAAUCAUGGCUCUGGUCGUAUGAUAAUCGGAUCUCUACAUCGGACGGCACAGCAUGUCUGGAACAAUCGAGCAGCGGACCUUUGAGAGCAGACUGUGAUCCUGAGAAUCUCAAUCAAGUCUGGAUACUUCGAAAUACUUCAUAUCCACCUAACAUCGAGGAUAUACCCAAACAGCAAGACGUGAUUGGGCAAGGAUACAUUCAUCCAUUCGGCAGAAAAGAUAUUUGCCUUGCUGGUAUAUCCAAUUCAUCUCCAUAUGCAGGUGUAGGAGUAGCGAUGACUUACUGCUCGGGUAAAGGCGAUGGCUCUACCAUGCAGCCAGUCUCGACAUCUCAAUCAUUGAUGAAAUGGAAUCUUCCUUUAACAGGUAAAGAAGGUCACGUGAAAUUAUCAGGAUCGAAUUUCUGUCUUGAGUCAGGACUUAAGGUUCUUAACGGUACAAAUACAGGGUACGACUACAAGUAUCAAUAUGGUAUGGGAGUUAGGAUCGAACCUUGUGAUGAGAACGAAGAUGGUCAGCAGUGGUUAUGGGAUGGAAAACUCCUGAAACUAUCCAAAAGCUUAGACCAAUGCCUUAAUAUACUAGGUGGAUCAGGUCCAAUUCAACAAACUAAUUUCCUCAAUCUAAGGCCUAUGCAAUUAUGGACAUGCGACCAGGAAGAUGAAAAUUCCGUAAGUAGUGCUCCCACUUUUACCUCGUUGGGUGUCAUCAAAAUCCCAACCGACCACUCAAACUAA